Procambarus clarkii (red swamp crayfish) is the source of this 1387-nucleotide messenger RNA. RefSeq lists its product as uncharacterized. The record is from RefSeq and is a predicted model, not a curated record. Lineage: Eukaryota; Metazoa; Arthropoda; Malacostraca; Decapoda; Cambaridae.
GGCUCGCCCCUCAGUGAUUCAGUGAUAUCUGUGCCCUGUAGAGUCUAAUUCCCGUUUCAUCUGCUCUAUCCCCCCGUCUCUCUGCCAGAGUGUAGCUCCCUCCCUCUCUCUCUCUCUAUCUCUCUCUCUCUCUCAAAGACACUCACAGAGCCGGUGUUCACUCCAGGCUCAGACGUGCAUGUUGGAGAGUGUGAGUGUGGUGGCCAGGAUGGGGAAGGUGGCUGGCCAACACCUGUUGCUGGUACUCCUGGUGCUCCUGGCCCACGGCCACCUCAUACAAGGCAGUGUCCAGUGCUACACCUGCACCAGUGACGCCAACAACCUCUAUUGCGUCAACGAACCGGACAACGUGGCCAAUGGCUCCCCGAUCACUGACUGUCACACAGGCGAGGACAUCUGCUGCACCAUCACUCGCCAGGAGUACCUCGAGAGCCCAGGACAGAUAGUCUCCUUCAGUCGCUCCUGCCAGCCCAACUGCCCCAAGGACGGCUUCACGCCCGUCAAGGACCUGACGCAGGUCAACUACAAGACCUACUGCAGGACGCCUAAAUGCAACAUUGGUCCUGGCAACAAGCCCCUUAGCGGCGGAGGUGGCGGCGGCGAUGAUGGCAACAGCAUCCACAAUAUUCCUGGAACCGGAGGCACGUCUUCCACGACCACCUCCCUCACACUCCUCAUAGCUGCCACGGCCCUGGCUCUCCUCCCCAGGCUCUAGUCUUCCCAUCACAAGAUACUAGUUUUUUUGUUUGUCCUCCAACAUCUCCAGGAGCUAGUGGUGUGCCUCUAACAUCUCCAGGGACUAGUGGUGUGUCCCCAACAUCUCUAGGAACUAGUGGUAUGCUUCCAACAUCUCCAGGAACUAAUGGUGUGUCCCCAACAUCUCCAGGAACUAGUGGUGUGCCUCCAACAUCUCCAGGAACUAGUGGUGUGCCUCCAACAUCUUCAGGAACUAGUGGUGUGUCCCCAACAUCUCUAGGAACUAGUGGUAUGCUUCCAACAUCUUCAGGAUCUAGUGAACUAGUGGUGCUGCAAACCCAACAUCACCUGGAACUAAUGUUUUCUUAAUACUUUGUUACCUUCUUCAGAACUCUUAUCACACUGUUACGUCUUGCAAACCUUUUUGUCAUAUACUAUCGGACUGGCUCCAAACAGUCCCAACUGAAAAAUUUCCUUGUAGAAUUAUCACUCAACAAUGCUGGAUAAAGUACAGAAACAUUUAUUGCUCCUUAUGUAUGGGAUUUCCCAUUGACUGACACUAAUUCCUCCCUAAGCACUCCUCAUGAUCUUAAGGCCCUCUGCAUUAAUGCAGUCCUUAGCUUUGCCACCUCCAUAGACUCACCUCCAAUAUAUCUGAAACAAUAAAUAGAUCAUGAAAUGUGAAAACCAG